Molecule: messenger RNA, 612 nt
Organism: Strongylus vulgaris
Lineage: Eukaryota; Metazoa; Nematoda; Chromadorea; Rhabditida; Strongylidae
Source: the annotation of a GenBank genome assembly
AUGGGUCAUUUGGGUGCUGGUUUUGUAGAUCAUAUCCGCUCCACAGGGACACGCUUUGAGCAAGAAGAGCACAUCUACCUGUAUGACGAUGACUCUGCCUCAUACUGUAACAUCGAACAUGUACUCUCAUAUAGAACAGAACUGGCUCCGGAAACUCCUCCUCUUCCAAUCGUGAAGAAGCAGAUCUUUGUUCUCAAAGUGACUGGCGUCUUUGCUGAAGAAACGCCAAUAACUGUACAAUGUGAGAGCGACAGUACAGCGAAGACAAUCAUUCAACAGGUUCUGAUGAAUGCUGGAAAAAACGUAGACCAAGUAGAUGAGUAUGCCCUAAUCGAAGAAUUGCAGUCCGCUUCUGGAGAGGAGCCUGUCGAGCAGAGAGUGCUCCCUUCGAAUGAACAAAUAAUGGAUGCAGUUGCAUGCUGGAAUGGUUCAACUCGUCGUUUUGUUCUACGCAAGAAAGGCAGUGUGAGUGCAGACGAUCAUUUUAGAAGGAAAAAAUCCUCGCGUCGAUAUCCAAAACUUAAGAAGUUAUCGUACUCUCAUUCUGAGCCACCUAUUCCCGAACUUAGUGUCUCUUCAUUGCCUCCAAGCCGUUCGUUAACUCCUGCUUAA